AAACAAAAGAUGGAAGGAGCCAAAGGCUUCCUGCCCUGGGUUUCAUUUCUUUUCUCUGAGUCCUGGGGGAGCAGAGAGUCCCCACUCUUCCAGGGACACACACACUCACCCACUUUCCCAGACCCAGGGCCUGAUGGCAGCGCCUCACCCCACAGGUGGAGGAGAAGAUCAAGCAGACGCACCGCAAGUACCUGCUGCAGGAGCAGCUGAAGAUCAUCAAGAAGGAGCUGGGCCUGGAGAAGGACGACAAGGACGCCAUCGAGGAGAAGUUCCGGGAACGCCUCAAGGAGCUGGUGGUCCCCAAGCAUGUCAUGGAUGUUGUGGACGAGGAGCUGAGCAAGCUGGGCCUGCUGGACAACCACUCCUCGGAAUUCAAUGUCACCCGCAACUACCUAGACUGGCUCACGUCCAUCCCUUGGGGCAAGUACAGCAACGAGAACCUGGACCUGGUGCGGGCACAGGCAGUGCUGGAGGAGGACCACUACGGCAUGGAGGACGUCAAGAAACGCAUCCUGGUGAGCCAGUGUCUGGCCUGCUGUGGAUCUGCAUGUGGGCAGUGGGCCCGGGCCCAGGACUCUGUGUGCUGUGGGUUGAGAUUUCAAAGGAGCCCCCUGGUGAAUUCGUAGGCCUGGGGGUGCUGGUCGGGGGGAUCCUGAUGGAGGGAGCAUCCUGCCCUGCCCCCCGGGGGCUCGAGGAUUUCCCCGAUGGACUGAAGUCAUGCCUGAUAGGCCGAGCAUGGCGGGGCUGCUUGUCCCAGCUACUCAGGAGGCUUAGGUGGGAAGAUCACUUGAGCCCAGGAAGCUGAGGCUGUGGUGAGCUGUGAUCGUACCACUGCACAUCAGGUUAGGUGACAGAGUGAG
Molecule: messenger RNA, 860 nt
Organism: Piliocolobus tephrosceles (Ugandan red Colobus)
Lineage: Eukaryota; Metazoa; Chordata; Mammalia; Primates; Cercopithecidae
Product: lon protease homolog, mitochondrial-like
Exons: 2
Coding region: 312-626 (104 amino acids)
Biological process (GO): protein quality control for misfolded or incompletely synthesized proteins; chaperone-mediated protein complex assembly; protein catabolic process
Cellular component (GO): mitochondrial matrix
Molecular function (GO): ATP binding; serine-type endopeptidase activity; single-stranded DNA binding
Source: RefSeq, a predicted model, not a curated record